AUGUCGGUGGAGGGAGACGUGGUCGGCUCACCGGACCGUUCGGAUUCUGGACACGAAGUAGCCAGAGAUCCACUCAUUACGAUGGCAACCACGAUCAGAAGGUUUGAAAGGUUUCGUAUUGCAACCGCUCUCGACAAUAAGCCUGACGAAUAUCAGGUCAACUCACUUCUGUACGUGAUGGGAGACGCUGCUGACGAUGUUUUGGCUGUCUUACCACUGAGUGAUGCAGAGAAAAAGAAAUAUGCAACUGUUAAAGAGGCAUUUGAGAAGCAUUAUGUUGGAAAACAUAAUGUCAUUUUUGAAAGAGCACAGUUUAAUUCCAGACGGCAACAUGAGGGUGAGAGUGCAGAAUCAUUCAUCACAGCUCUACAUAAACUUGCAGAAAACUGUGGAUUCGGAGUGCUCAAAGAUGAACUUAUAAGGGACAGAGUUGUAGUUGGCAUAAGAGACAAAAGACUGUCCGAGCAGCUACAAAUGGACUCAGAGUUAACUCUUGCUAAAGCCAUUCAGAAAGUUAGGCAGAGCGAAUCUGUAAAGAAACAACAAUUAAUACUUCACAGCAGCUCUGCAGAAGGGAAAACACUGAACAUGGACAAUAUAAGGACAAGCAUGAAAAGAGGGAAAACACAGACACGGCAGAAGAAAGAACAAAGGCCACCCAAGCUAAGUGAUAAGGAACGUGGCCGCUGUGGCCGCAAGAACAAGCACUCAUGGAAAGAUUGCCCAGCUAGAGAAGUACAGUGCCGAAAAUGUUUGAGGAAAGGACAUUUUGCUGUAGUUUGUCGCAGUAGUGAUGCUGCAAGGGUACGAGAAGUGACGGAAAGUCUAAAAGAUACAGACAGUGAGGAUUGUGUGUUCCUGGGAGAAGUGGGGACGGUGAGGUCACAGCCCUGGAUGCAAAAGGUCAAGUUAAAUGGGGAAAACAUAGACUUUAAACUUGACACAGGGGCAGAUGUUACGUCUAUUCCAGAGGGACUAUACAGCCCAGAUAGGGAUGGUAAGCUGCAGAAACCUAAAAAGACACUACUGGGGCCAGGCAGUUACCCACUCAAUGUUAAAGGCUGCUUUGGGGCACAACUGGUAGUGAAAGGACACAGUGUAUCACAGGAGGUCUACCUUGUGUCUGGUCUAGUUCAGCCACUGUUAAGCAGACCUGCAUGUGAGGCUUUAGGCCUCGUGUAUAGAGUAAAUACAGUCACUGAAUCGGAGAUAGAUUUCAGGGCAGCUUACCCAGAUGUGUUUAAGGAUUUAGGAAUGUUGAAGGAGCCAUAUCACAUUGAGCUAGAGCAGGGAGCCAUACCGGUAGCCCUAUCCGCCCCGCGACGGAUUCCGCUUCCCCUCAGAGAUGCAGUGAGAACAGAGCUGCACAGGAUGGAAGAGAUGGGAGUUAUCUCCAAAGUCACUGAGCCUACGGAGUGGUGUUCGGGCAUUGUUGUGAUCCCCAGACCAGUAAAAAAGCCUCCCAGAAUAUGUGUGGACCUCACACCCCCUGAAUGCAACAGUAAAAAGGGAAUGCCAUAUUCUCCCAGCGUGGCUCAAACACUAGCAAAGAUUAAGGAUGCUAGAGUGUUCACAAAGCUCGAUGCCCGUUCUGGAUUUUGGCAAAUUCCUCUGCACCCGAGUCAAGGCCGCUCACAACCUUCAUCAACGCCUUUUGGAAGGUUUCAGUUCAACCACCUUCCUUUUGGCAUAGCGUCGGGAAGAACCUUGUCACCGCUGAUGCCCUGUCCCGAGCACCACUGGAGGGCCCGCCCUCCUCCAGGAGACCUUCAGCUGGAAAAGGAAGUGGACGUCUUUGUGGACUGUGUUGUAUCCCAGCUUCCAGCCACAGACAAAAGGCUAGAGGACAUUAAACUAGCACAAGCUGAACUGAAGCACACAACGGCAGAGGUCACUAUUAAGGCUGUGAAAGAGGCCUUUGCAAGACACGGAGUUGCAGAGACUGUGGUGUCAGAUAACGGGCCACAGUUUUCUUCAGACCAGUUCAGACAGUUUGCUAAGGAGUACCAGUUCACACAUAUCACGAGCAGCCCUAGAUACCCCCAAGCUAAUGGGGAGGCAGAGCGCGCUGUUCAUACCAUCAAAGAUCUGUGGAGAAAGGACUGUGACUUCAGCAGGGCGCUGCUUGUCUACAGAUCCACCCACUGGAACACGGACAAUGAUGCCCUGCGACUCAGGACUGAGGUCAGACAGUUGAAUCUGAAGCUAAGCACGUGCAGCGCAACAGCUUUAGUUACAACCAGCUGUUAUCAAACCCAGUUGCGCAAGAAAAUGAAGCAGCUGCUUUCCACUCAUGACAGUAACUCAUUCCUGAUUCUACAGAUCAUCGCACUGACCAACGAGGUGAACUCACUGCAGAAGAAGCUCAAACAGGCAACUAAUUUGAUGAACAUCAGUGAGCUGCAGAUACAGCUGGAGGAGCGAAACAGGGAGCUAAAGGUUAAGACGCUGCAGCUUGAAAGGAGCCACAAGAACUCAGACCUCAUUCUUCAGAUCAUCACACUGCAAAAUGAGAUUUGGGAUGCAGUACAAGCUGGCUUCAGUAAAGAAACAUCACAUCCUCCCAUGAAAAUUGUGGAUCUUCAAGUUCAGCUGGAUACGAAGCUCAAGGAGCUGCAGUUCACAGGAGAGGUCAAUUCUACUGUACUGGAGCUGAUUUUUGUGAAUAGUAAGAUUGAAGCAAAUCAGAAGUUGAUCGGUGUCUACAAUGAGAAAUCCACAUCCAUGAUCACUGUAUAUCAGAGGCAAUUUAAGCAAAAAGCUGAGCUCCUUAAAGCCAAGAUUUUAGAAUUAAAUGACGAUGAGAGCAACAUGGCACUGACCAAGGAGAUUUUGGCAUUGCAAAAUGAAUUGGCACAUAUCAGUGAGUUAAAGACAGAUGCCAAACUGGUAGCUGAGGCCACUGUGAAAGAGAUAAAAGUGAUUUUGGAGGAGGAUCAGAGACAACAACAACUGCUGCAGAAACAGUUGGCGGAAAACGGGUUUGCACAAGCACAGAUGAUCAUGAAGAUUAUCAACAUGAUAAAAGAGCUGAGAGAGCUGGAGGAGGAUGACAAAAACCAGACAACAGUCCAACCAACGACCCUUCAGAUUCAGUAUGCCAAAGCUCAGGCUGAAAUAAAGGAGCUGCAGAAGAAAUUGCGAUCAAAGACUGAAGAGUGUUCUGGACUCUAUGAGAAAUACAACGAGACAAAGGCUGAAUUUGAAGAAAAGAUUACACAGCUGAACAGAACUGACUCCAAAUCAGCACUUGUUUUGAAGAUCAUCAACCUACAUGAUGAGCUGAAGUACCUAAGGAAUCUGAUCUCCACCACAAAUGACCAGGACAGAAUCUCUGAACUACAGCGCCAGUUUGAGGAGAAGAAACAAGAACUGAACUGGAAUAUUACAGACUUGAAGAGACAAACUGCCAACUCAGAAACAAUUUUGACAAUCAUUGAUCUGCAGAAUGAAAUAUGGGACCUUCAGAAUAAAGCUGCCAAUCAGACCGCUCUUAACCACGUGAAAGAGUUGGAAAACCGUCUGGAUGGGCUGAUCAGAACAAUAGAAGACAGGAAUGACGUAAACACAAAACUGAUGCUGAGGAUCAUGAUGCUGCAAAAUCAGGUGGAUCACCUGGAGAAGCAUUCGUUAUACCUUCAAAACACCCACAUAUCUGAGGUCACCAAGCUCACAAAUGAGCUCACCACCAAAAAGAAUGACUUGCAGGAAUACAUCAAUAAACUGAAUGAGAAGAAUCGGGAAAAUGCAGAACUGAUCCUGUCAAUCACUCAGCUGCACAACAACCUGAAAAACCUACAAAGAGAAAAGCUUAAUUUCAACCAAGAAACUUCCCUCACAAUUGCUACUCUGACUGAACAACUGAAGGUGUCAGAGGAGCAGCGCUCCCGUGUUCAGGCUACAGUCAAGGAGCUGCAGUAUAAAGUGGACCAAACGGAGGCACAGUGUUCCAGUAAUGAAGGCGCACUUAAAAUCCUACAGGAAAGCAUGGACGCCAAAUUCAAAGAACUGAAGACAAAAUCUAACACCGUUACUUCUCUUGCUCUUCAAAUUUCUGCAUUAAGCUUGCAACUAGAGGUUUUACAGAAACAGAAAGAAAACACUAAUGAUAAAACAAAACUAGAAGAGCUUCAAAAAACAGUUGAUGAAAAGACCAAAGAGCUGACCAUUAAAACAGAAGACCUAAAAGCAAAAAGCGCUCAACCUCAAAGAUUCCUACAGAUUGUUGCUGUACAAACUGAAAUUGAGAGACUGGUGAAUCUGCCACCGAACGACACAAAUUACAAUAACAUUGAAGUACUCGAAGAUAAACUGAAUUAUUUGAUUAAAGGAAUUCAAGAUGAAAAUGAUGAAAGUGCAAAACUGAUGUUUCAGAUCUUGGCUCAGCGAGAUAAACUAAUCACACUGAAGAAACAGCAAGAGAAUCGGUUUCUAGAACAAACACAAAGAAUUAAAGAGCUGGAGAAUGACUUGGAGGAUGUAAGAAGUCAGAUAAAAGUUAAGACGGUGGAACUGGGCUCAAAUGAAGUUAGGGUUGCUAAUCUGUCGGCUGAUAUUAUGGAACUUCACAAGAAAAUCAAACCACUGGAGAUUCAAAUAUCAGUCCUCAAAGAAACACACAGGAACGCUAGUGAAGAGCUCCAGAAAAAACUGGAAUUGACAAAAAUGCAAUUACAGGACAGUGAGAGCCUGCUCAAGGACGCAAACUUAACGAACUUCAAUUUGAUAAUGGACAUUGCUGAUCUGAGGGCACAACUGCAACAGGCUCUGAAAAAGGCAUCAGUGGCAACAGCUGCUGAAAUAAAAGCCAAAGAACUGGAACAGCUGCUGGAAACUCAACAGCAAGAAAACAGAAAACUCAAAAGCACCAAUAAAGAGUCAAUACAGAAAAUCAAGGAACUGCAAUUGUGCUGCAGCGAAGUUAACCAGUGUGAUGAUUUACAGAGCCAGCUGACACAGAGCCAGACAGAUGCUGACCUCCUGCAUCAGCUGCUGACUGAAAGUGAAUCCAACAUUAAGCAGCUGCAGCAGCAGUUAGACAAAGAACACUGGGAGAAAGUCAAACUGCAGGACAAAUAUAAAUACUCGGCAGAAGAGAAUAAAAAGCUCCAGGAACAUUUACAAGCUCUUCAAACCAAAUUAGCAGAUAUUGAUGAUCAAAUGAUCCAACCCAAGAAAGUCAUAUUUGAUCCAAACACUGCACAUAGAAGACUACUUUUAAGUGCGGACAAUACGGUGAUGGCUGUUGGUGAUGAGGACCAAACUGUUGACGACCACCCAGGGCGGUUUGACGUGAUUUUAGCUGUGUUGGGCAAGGGUGGCUUCACGGGUGGCAGACAUUACUGGGAGGUGUCUGUAGAUGGAAAGCUUUGUUACCAUCUGGGAAUGGCCAGUGAAUCCAGCAACAGAAGGGGACCUAUUACAUUUAGUCCUACAAAUGGGUUCUGGACUAUAGUCUUAAAUAAGCAGGGUCAGUACAUAGCAAAAGAUAAAAGAUCUUCCGUUAUUCCAGUUCAGAGAAAACCACUUAUACUGGGCAUUCUACUGGACUACAAAAAGGGCCAAAUCUCUUUCUAUGAUGCUGGUAUUAGAUCUCGUAUUUAUUCAUUUGUGGGUCAAAACUUUACAAACGCAGUCUAUCCAUUUAUCAGUGAUUGUGUUGAGGACUACUCAAAGCCAAUCACUCUACUUUUACCUGGCCCUGUAGACUGGAUAUAACAGGAAGUCACACAGCCAAAUAUCAUCCCAGAAGGACCAAAGGGUACUCUCUGCUAAUCAUUUACAUUAAGUCUUUCCAGUUAAUCUCACUGGCAAACACCACAAUCUCAGGUGUCUGAAAUCCACAUUAACAGUUUAA
This is a messenger RNA of Thalassophryne amazonica, 5857 nucleotides long. RefSeq names its product golgin subfamily A member 3. The record is from RefSeq and is a predicted model, not a curated record. The transcript has 43 exons. Gene Ontology annotation, molecular function: nucleic acid binding; protein binding; aspartic-type endopeptidase activity. Gene Ontology annotation, biological process: DNA integration; proteolysis. NCBI's taxonomy places the organism in Eukaryota, Metazoa, Chordata, Actinopteri, Batrachoidiformes, Batrachoididae. Bases 1 to 5718 code for a protein of 1905 amino acids.